UUUUGUCUCCAGUGUCUCGUUUGCCGUCGUCCGCGUCGCAGGCGCUCGGGGGUUCCGCAGGCGCGAGUCGGGGGAAACCCGGGGUCUAUUGUCUGCGCGGGGCUCGGCAGCCGGGUCCCCAGAGCGUCCGCGCGCCGCUUCCCCGCGGGCCAGGCGAGCAGCAGCCGCAGCAGCGACCGCCCCCGCCCCGUCCCGCCCUUCCAUCCCGGGCUCCGGGAGGGACCCAGCCCCGCGUCACGCCCCUCGGCGCUCCUCGCUCCUUUCUCUCGCUCUUGGCGUCCGCGUCGUGCUCCCCGGGACCUAGACGGUGCCCCAUAGAUGGCCAGCUUUCCCCCGAGGGUCAACGAGAAAGAGAUCGUGAGAUCCCGUACUAUAGGUGAACUUUUAGCUCCAGCAGCUCCUUUUGACAAGAAAUGUGGCCAUGAAAAUUGGACUGUUGCUUUCGCACCAGAUGGUUCGUACUUUGCCUGGUCACAAGGACAUCGUACAGUAAAACUUGUUCCAUGGUCCCAGUGCCGAAAAAACUUUCUCUUGCAUGGCACCAAGAAUAUCACUAAUUCAAGCAGUUUGAGAUUGUCAAGACAAAAUAGUGAUGGUGGUCAGAAAAAUAAGCUUUGUGAGCAUGUUAUAGACUGUGGAGAUAUAGUCUGGAGUCUUGCUUUUGGAUCUUCAGUUCCAGAAAAACAGAGCUGCUGUGUAAAUAUAGAAUGGCAUCGAUUCAGAUUUGGACAAGAUCAGCUACUUCUUGCCACAGGGUUAAACAAUGGACGUAUCAAAAUAUGGGAUGCAUAUACAGGAAAACUCCUCCUUAACUUGGUGGAUCAUACUGAUGUGGUCAGAGAUUUAACUUUUGCUCCAGAUGGGAGCUUGAUCCUUGUCUCAGCUUCAAGAGAUAAAACUCUAAGAGUGUGGGACCUAAAAGAUGAUGGAAACAUGAUGAAAGUAUUGAGGGGCCAUCAGAACUGGGUGUACAACUGUGCAUUCUCUCCUGACUCUUCUAUGCUGUGUUCAGUGGGAGCCAGUAAAGCAGUUUUUCUUUGGAAUAUGGAUAAAUAUACUAUGAUAAGGAAACUGGAAGGACAUCACCAUGAUGUUGUAGCUUGUGACUUUUCUCCUGAUGGAGCAUUACUGGCUACUGCAUCUUAUGAUACACGAGUAUUUAUUUGGGAUCCAUAUGCUGGAGACAUUCUCAUGGAAUUUGGGCAUCUGUUUCCCCCACCUACUCCAAUAUUUGCUGGAGGAGCAAAUGACAGAUGGGUACGAUCCGUAUCUUUCAGUCAUGAUGGACUACAUAUUGCAAGCCUCGCUGACGAUAAAUUGGUGAGGUUCUGGAGAAUUGAUGAGGAUUGUCCAGUACAAGUUGCUCCUUUGAGCAAUGGUCUUUGCUGUGCCUUUUCUACUGAUGGCAGUGUUUUAGCUGCUGGGACACAUGAUGGAAGUGUGUAUUUUUGGGCCACUCCAAGGCAGGUUCCUAGCCUUCAACAUUUAUGCCGAAUGUCAAUCCGGAGAGGGAUGCCUCCCCACGAAAUCCUGGAGCUGCCGGUUCCUUACAAAGUCUUGCAGUUCCUCUCCUAUCGCAUCUAGAGGACUCUCUUUAGGGACCAAAAGAAUUCACUUCACAUAAACCUCAAGCUUUACUGACUUCGAGUGUCAUACUUUCAAGGUGUAGAACAUUUAUUUUAUUCGAUACAUUGCUUUUUGGGGGGGAGUUUAAAUUCUUUUUGUUGGGGAGAGGGAACAUUUGGGGCCUACCCACUAUUCGCUUUGGACAGGGGAUGGACUGCGUCGAACAGAGAUCAGACCCCAGCCAUCUGCAUGCAGAGCAUGUUCUCAGCCCUGUCAGUUGUCUCUCCAAUUCCUGAAGUUUUCUUUUUAUUUUUUGGUGGUGCUGGGGAUCGAACCCACGAUCUCACACAUUCAAGGCAAGUGCUCUACCACAGAGCUACCUCCCUGGCUAAUCUGAUACAUUUUUAUACUGCCUUUUGAUCAGUUAAACUUUUAAAAGUAUUAUUUAUCAACUGUAGGAUAAAUAUUUCUAAACCUGUCAAGUGUAAAUUUCCCCCCUAAUAUCUAACUGUGAAAACAAAUAACGUACAUGUAUAUAUUUAGAUAUAAGGUGCUCUAUGUCGAAUACACUUUUGCUUUUCCCAUUUUUAGCUCUGACAUGUAUAUAAUGCUUCAAUAGAGGCACAGUGUGUAUUUAUACAUCAUAUUCUUUGCUGUUAAGUGGAAACAGUUUUUUUUCCCCUAAAUUUUGGAACACUGUGUUAGAUAGUAAAUAUUGACUUAAUAAAGCAGGAUUGCCUCAUGCAAAAUGCAGGCUUGCCUGUUAGCUGUCAGACAAGUGACCUGCAACAGAAACAGAUUUUGUAAAGUGAAAGUGUUGGUUUUCCUUAGGAAUGACAAUUGAGGGGUAGAAUUUGAACUUGUUUUUAAGUAAAAACUAGCCAAGAUGUAACUAGAAAUGAAAGAGUAUUUCCUCCUUCUCCACUGAAUAUUACUAUGAGCCUGGAUUUGGGGAAGCAGCUUGCUGCUUUAACCUCUGUGGUAUAAAGUAUUACAAAUUGUAGUCAGCUUGAGAAAUUCACCUACUGUAUUCUUGCUAAAUACUUUGUUGUUUGUACUAGGGACAAUUACCUUAAGACCCUGGUUUUUAUUGUUUGUUUGGGGGGGGCGGUGUUUUGGGUUUGUUUUGUUUUUUUUUACAUGUAUCUUAUGUUUCUGCAGAGGAUAAUAUUGGUUAUUUGCCAAAGAGAAGCAAUACAGUCUAUCUGCUUUUGCCUUCUGCUUAUCUUACCUGCAGAAAAAAGAAUGUAUGUAUUAUGUAAAAUGCUCGAUUAUAUAUUUUUGUUGAGUUUUUUAAUUAAAGACUUGUUUAAAAAAAAGUCACAAAUCAUCUUUAAUGCGUUAAAAGACUCCCAAUAAU
Sorex fumeus (smoky shrew) is the source of this 2926-nucleotide messenger RNA. It is a transcript of the gene WSB1, whose product is annotated as WD repeat and SOCS box containing 1. Gene Ontology annotation, biological process: intracellular signal transduction. Lineage: Eukaryota; Metazoa; Chordata; Mammalia; Eulipotyphla; Soricidae. Bases 319 to 1584 code for a protein of 421 amino acids. The transcript is spliced from 9 exons. Gene Ontology annotation, molecular function: protein binding. The record is from RefSeq and is a predicted model, not a curated record.